This is a messenger RNA of Vicia villosa (hairy vetch), 870 nucleotides long. RefSeq names its product probable CoA ligase CCL8. Lineage: Eukaryota; Viridiplantae; Streptophyta; Magnoliopsida; Fabales; Fabaceae. The coding region runs from base 1 to 870 and encodes 289 amino acids. Gene Ontology annotation, molecular function: medium-chain fatty acid-CoA ligase activity. The record is from RefSeq and is a predicted model, not a curated record. Gene Ontology annotation, biological process: fatty acid metabolic process. The transcript is spliced from 6 exons.
AUGGAAAUCUUCAAAGCAAUUGCGAAACAAGAAGUUGCGACUCAUGAAAGUGUUGCUAUCAGAGUUGAUCAGAAGAGUUAUAGUUACAAUCAGCUCAUCUCAUCGGCACAAAAGCUAUCUAAUCUCUUGUGUGAAAAUGAUGUCGAGGGAAAUCUUGGAGGAGCUCGAAUAGGAAUUGUAGCCAAACCGUCUGCAGAAUUUGUUGUCGGAAUACUUGCAACUUGGUUUAGCGGAGGUGUUGCUGUUCCACUUGCACUAAGCUUUCCAGAAGUAGAGCUCCUGUAUGUGAUAAAUAAUUCGGAUGUGUCUGCAAUACUGAGUACCGAAGAUCAUAGUGAGUUAAUGCAAAGCAUUGCCAACAAAACAUCUUCUCGGUUUUUUCAUAUUCCGCCCGUUCCUAAUAAGUCCUCAGAGAAAAGCAACAAUGAACAUUCACAAAAUGGAAAACUUGACGCAGACAGAAUUUUCCUGGAAAAUAUCGGAAAAUCAAUUGAAGAUCCAGCAUUGAUAAUAUACACUAGCGGCACAACAGGUAAGCCUAAGGGAGUUGUUCAUACACACAGAAGCAUCCUUGCUCAGGUCCAAGCAUUGACAAAAGCAUGGGAGUUUACAUCAGCUGAUCGGUUUUUGCAUUUACAUGUCCAUGGACUUGUCAAGGGUUUACUAGCACCUCUCUACGUCGGUUCCACGGUUGAGUUUCUUCCAAAAUUUAGUGUUAGUGGAAUUUGGAAAAGAUGGCGCGAGUCAUAUCCAACCGAAGGACACAAGGCUCAUGACGCUAUAACUAUAUUCACCGGAGUAAGUAUGAUUAGUAUCAACAUUGAGCAAAUCUAUGAUACGGUUCAUUCUCAUAAAAUAACAGAAGUAUGA